This is a messenger RNA of Penicillium argentinense, 1629 nucleotides long. RefSeq names its product c-24(28) sterol reductase (gene erg4). Gene Ontology annotation, cellular component: endoplasmic reticulum membrane. NCBI's taxonomy places the organism in Eukaryota, Fungi, Ascomycota, Eurotiomycetes, Eurotiales, Aspergillaceae. Bases 1 to 1629 code for a protein of 542 amino acids. The transcript is spliced from 3 exons. Gene Ontology annotation, molecular function: Delta24(24-1) sterol reductase activity. Gene Ontology annotation, biological process: ergosterol biosynthetic process. The record is from RefSeq and is a predicted model, not a curated record.
AUGGACCGCCCCGGCUACAUCGAAACCCCCGGCCGUCGCGUCUCGCGCAAGAGCUCUGCCUUCGACGGCAGCGAAAAUGAUGCGUCCGACUCCCCUGCCCCCAGCAGGUCGCGGUCUGUCACCCGCCGUCGCACUUCCGCCAAGGUCAAGUCCGAGGAUGAGGAGGACGAGAAGAGCCUCGUGAAGGAAGCCACCAAUGGCAAGGCCAAGACGGCGACGCCUACAAAGUCCAAGGCCAAAGCCGGAUCCAAGUCAAAGUCGCGCAUUGUCGACGGCUGGGAGGAGGGUCUUGACCCCAAGAUCGAUUACAGCGGCCACUACGAGUUCGGCGGUUCCGCGGGUGUCCUGGCUAUGAUGAUUGGUUUCCCGAUGCUCAUGUACUACAUGUGGAUUGGCGCGACUUAUUAUGAUGGCAAGUUCCCUGUUCCCGCGGAGGGGCAGAGUUUUGCUGAGUUCACGGCCCAUAUGGGUCAUCUGGUUUACACUGGCGCGUUCCCCUCGCUGAAGGCGUGGACUAUUUAUUGGGUUUUCUUCAUCUUCGAGGGCGCUUGCUACGUGCUGCUCCCUGGUGUGUCGGUCUCCGGACGUCCCCUGCCGCACUCCGGGAACAAGCAGUUGCCCUACUACUGCUCUGCUGUGUGGUCCUUCUACACUAGCAUUGUCCUGGUGCUGGUUCUGCACUUCACUGGUCUCUUUAAGUUGUACACCAUUAUUGAUGAGUUCGGUCCUCUGCUCAGUGUCGCGAUUCUCUCGGGUUUCCUCGUCUCGUUUGUUGCGUACUUCUCUGCUCUGGCGCGUGGUGCCCAGCACCGUAUGACUGGCUCCCCGAUCUAUGACUUCUUCAUGGGCGCUGAGCUGAACCCCCGUAUGUUCGGUAUCCUGGAUUUCAAGAUGUUCUUCGAGGUCCGUCUGCCCUGGUACAUCUUGCUGUUCCUUUCCAUGGGUGCCGCCGCCCGCCAGUGGGAGAUCUACGGCUAUGUGUCUGGUGAGGUGAUGUUCCUCAUUAUGGCGCACUAUCUCUACGCCAAUGCUUGCUCUAAGGGAGAGGAGUGCAUCGUUUCCACCUGGGACAUGUACUACGAAAAAUGGGGCUUCAUGCUCAUCUUCUGGAACCUGGCCGGCGUCCCCUUGAGCUACUGCCACUGCACUAUCUACCUCGCCAACCACGACCCCUCCGAGUACCACUGGAACCGCUACUUCCUCGCCUUCCUGUACAUCGCCUACCUGUUUGUGUAUUGGGUCUGGGACACAACCAACAGCCAGAAGAACCGCUUCCGCCAGCAAGAGCGCGGUACCAUGGUCGCCCGCAACACCUUCCCCCAACUCCCCUGGCAAACUGUCGAGAACCCCAAGACCCUGUCGACCGCCGACGGCUCCAAGAUCCUUGUCGACGGCUGGUACGGCAAGGCCCGCAAGAUCCACUACACCUGCGACCUGUUCUUCGCCUUGAACUGGGGCCUUAUCACCGGCUUCUCCAGUCCGUUCCCCUGGUUCUACCCGCUCUUCUUUGCGUGCAUGAUCUCCCAUCGUGCACUGCGUGAUAUCCAGCGCUGCCGUGUUAAGUACGGUGAGACCUGGGCUGAGUAUGAGCGUCAGGUUCCUUACCUGUUCAUUCCCUACGUCUUCUAA